CCCCGUGAUGCCCCCAUAUCGGUGUCCCCGCGGUGGCGUCCCCUUGCUGUCCCCGCGGCGGUGGCCCCGGCGGUGGCAUCGGGCACCUUGCAGGGCGAGCGCUCCGCCCAGGCGACGCUGGCAGCCUGGCAGCGGUACCGGCACGCCUGCGAGCUGCGCCUGCGCCUCGACCCCCCGGCACCCGGUCCCGUCUGCAACCGCAGCUUUGACAUGUACGUGUGCUGGGGGGACGCGCCCCCCAACAGCACCGCCACCGUCCCCUGCCCCUGGUACCUGCCCUGGCACCACCGAGUGCAGGGUGGGGUGGUGGCCCGGCGCUGCGGCCCCGACGGGCAGUGGGUGACCGAUGGCACCGGGCGGCCCUGGAGGGACCACUCGCAGUGCGAGGACCUGGAGCAGGAGCAGCCGCUGCAGGACGUGCCGUGCUGUGUCACGACAUGCCGUGCCGUGUCACCACGUGCCGUGCCAUUUUAUGUCACGCCGUUGUACACCGUGCCGUGCCAUGUCACGCCGUGCCGUGCCAUCUGGUGA
This is a messenger RNA of Oxyura jamaicensis (ruddy duck), 531 nucleotides long. Its product is annotated as glucagon receptor-like. Gene Ontology annotation, biological process: adenylate cyclase-modulating G protein-coupled receptor signaling pathway. The annotation marks the transcript as partial. Gene Ontology annotation, molecular function: G protein-coupled peptide receptor activity; peptide hormone binding; gastric inhibitory peptide receptor activity. The record is from RefSeq and is a predicted model, not a curated record. The transcript has 4 exons. Lineage: Eukaryota; Metazoa; Chordata; Aves; Anseriformes; Anatidae. Gene Ontology annotation, cellular component: plasma membrane.